AUGAUACAUUUUAUUUUUAUGAAGCUUAAAAGAUGUGUCAGCACGAGUGACGAAUUGGACCUAGAUGACAAGUUCAAACAACUGGCCGCUGGCGCGCCGUACGGCUCACGAUAUUACACACGCUUUGAGUUGGAGGACAGUUACAUAACUAGACUACCGGCCCAUGUGUUUCACGGCAUACAGUUUGGCGAAUUAAAGUUUGUUGGUUGCAGUCAGUUAACAUGUGUGGACCCUAGUGCUUUUGAAGGGCUCGGACCCCGCAUUAAUAAGUUUACGGCUGAACUGACCGAUUUUAGCGGCACUAAACCCGAUAUAAACGAUACAAGUUAUACGUGCGACUUGUUUGGCGCGUUGAGUACAUUGACAAAUGUGGAGACCAUUCAGAUAAUCGGCAGUCAAAUCACUCAAAUACCGGCCAACGCUUUCAAUGACAAUAUGGGUGUACUCACAAACUUGCACACCGUUGACUUUGGCGGCAGUAUGACCAAGGGUGUUAUCGAGUAUGUUGGCCCAAAUGCAUUUUCUACAUUAAGAAAUGUGCGCCUGAUCGAUCUAUCCUACCAGAACAUCUCGGUGAUUGGCCAGGAUGCAUUCGCGUUCACCUACCGUAAUGACGAGCGGCUGACCCUACGCCUGGAGUCUAACUCGUUGACCGGUUAUAAGCUUAAGGCAGUCGGCCGGGUGUUCCCCAUUAACCGACCGCUAACCAUAACAAUGGGUGGCAAUAAAGACCUGCACUAUUUACCCGAGGCAACUUUUUACCAUAUUUUUGUCGAACAAGCGAGUGGUCAACGAAAUACACUGAAUAUGAGUGGCGAUCAGCUGGAGAUUGACUUAAACAACGAGUGGCUGAUUAGGUAUAAACAGGAGUUGGAUUUGAAGGAUAAGCUGCUCAGCGCGUGGGGAGACGACGGCCGGGAACUACUGAAACAUAGCGACAAAGAGAUGCAAAAGAUACCCCCAACUGACCCUACAUUUUAUAAUCUAGAUGAUGAUGAUGAUAAUCAGGAUGAUUAUUAG
Molecule: messenger RNA, 1020 nt
Organism: Medioppia subpectinata
Lineage: Eukaryota; Metazoa; Arthropoda; Arachnida; Sarcoptiformes; Oppiidae
Source: the annotation of a GenBank genome assembly